AUGACGACUCAAUUAGACGAACAUUACAUUCGAACAAAUGUUGAAUGGACUCAUCUUCCAGUCGACGUUAAACAAAAGUUCGGUUGGAAUACAGAAAAAGAUUAUGAUAAAGCGAUAUUAACAUUUUCAAUAAAGCAUCAACUUCGUUAUAAAGGAAAUUUAGUUCGAAAAGUUCAUAAAGAUUCUAGAAAAUAUUAUGAUGAUCUUUUACGUUACAGUCGUGAACAUUUAAUGCUUUUUCCUUAUCAUUUAUCAGAAAUUUAUGUUAAAGGUUUACGUAUAACACCAUUUUCAUAUUAUAUAGAUAUGAUAAGUGAUUUAAUUCUGCAAGAAAAGUCUUAUGAUACAUUACCAAAUUUUACUGGUAAACAAAAUAAAAAAUCUUCAUUUUGUAUUUUUAUAAAAAAAGAAAUUUGUUUUUUCUUUCAAGCUGCUGAUUGUCUUCGUUUACUUGGUAUUGGUCGUAAUCAAUAUAUUGAAUUAAUAAAUCAAUCACGUACAAUAUUACAAACGGCAAGAAAAAAAAUGUUUCUUAGUUUAACAAAUUGGAAAACACCAGCUUCAAUUCGUCAUCUAUUACCAUUACAACCUGUUGAUUCCGUAUAUAUUCAACCAUGGUGGGUUAUUAAUUUAGGUUGUGUUACUGAUGAUGAUGUUAAACAAUGUACAAAUGAAGAAAAAUUAAUAAUUGAUUAUCUUAUUGAUGAAAAAUCUUCGAAAUUAGCCGGUGAACUUAAUUAUGAUGCAGUACAUGCACUUUAUCGUAAAGGUUUAAUUUAUUUGGAUGUACCUGUUCAAGAUAAUGAUUAUAUUCAAGUACCACCAUUAGGUUCAGGAUUUGUUAUGAAUCGCAUUGUUGGAGAUUAUUUUGAAGUAUUACUUUAUAAAUUAUUUGUUUCAACAGAUGAACAUACAAAUGUUGGAGAAUUGUCAAGAAUAUUAACAUUAGAUAUUGAUUUAGUUAAACAAACAAUGUCAAUGUUUUUAAGAUUAGGUUUUGCAAGAAAGAAAAGUUUAGAUAGUGAUCAUGGCGUUAUUCAUACGUCAUGGAAACAUUUUUCUGCAGGUGCUAAAUUGCAAUCACCACCACCACCAAAAGAAAUAGCAAUAACAUCACCAACAAUGGAUAAAAGUUUAUUAGAAUGGAAAACCGAUUUAGAAAUGGAUACAUCAUUUAGUGGAGAUGACAACAUAUCGACUAGCACAACAGAUGAACAAAAACCUUUGCUAUCUCCAACAAAUACUAAUUUACUUGAUAAUCCUUCAACAUCUAUUGUUAGUGGUACAUUAAAACAAAAACGUAUUGGUUUUUUAUUUGAUUCUUCAUUAACAGCAUUUUUAAUGAUGGGUAAUUUAUCACCAAAUUUAAAAACUCAUGCUGUAACAAUGUUUGAAGUCGGUAAAUUAGCUGAUGAAAUACUUGUUUCAUUUUUACAAGAAUUAGAAAAAAUUUCUCCAACAUCACAAUCAUCAAUAAAAUUUUCUGAUGACGAUAGUCAAAGUGAAGGUGAAGCUGAUCGUUAUUUUUUACAUGCACGUGUACUUUAUCAAACCAUAUCAUUUUUACGUUUAAAUAAUAAUUUAUUUGAUGAUGAUAUUGGUGGUCUUGGUAUUGAUUUAAUUCGUUAUGAAAGUUUAUCAAGUCUUGAUUCAAAUAUUCGUCAACGUUUAAUCGAACGUAACUAUCAUAUAUUAAUAUCGAUGGCACCUGUUAGUGCAGAAACAAUUUAUUCACCAUUUGAUUCAAUUGAUUAUUUAGGACCAUGUUUACAAGAAAUGAAUAGUGUAUGGAUGAAAUUAUUUAUUUAUAAUUUAACAAAAUCUGGGCCACCAUCAUUACUUUUACCAAAAGGUUAUCGUUUAAAUACAUUACCAAAUUGUUUAAAAAUUUUUGAUAAAUUUCUUGUUACAACAUGGAAUCACGAACCAACAUAUAUAUCAAGUGUUAAUAUUUUAUUAAGUAUUAAUGAAGCAUUACUUCAUUCAUCUGUACUUUUACAAGGUUUUUCAUAUGGUAAUAAUAAUUUUAAAGAUGAUAAUCAACAAAUUCGACAUAUACCAUUUCCAUUUGAAUCAACUGAAAAGCAUAAUGAAUUAGAACAAUUAGGUUCAGCUCUUGAUUUACACAGCACCUGUGGUUAUGUAUCAAUGUUAACACUAUCAUCAACGAAUGCUCAAGAAGUUUUAUUAGAUAUUAGAUUUGGUAUUCCUUUGUUCGAUGAAAAAAUAAGUGAGACAAUUCGUAAUGGUAUUGUUAAAAAUAAAUUAUGUACAAAGGAGAAUGCUGAACAACGAUUAAAAAGUAUUCGGGCUCUUUCAAUGAGUCUCAUAGCAUUUAUAGAACUUUUUCAGCAACCUGAUUCUUCACCGUGCAAUAUGCCAGUUCAUCAUUCCUCAAAUGGUAUCCGUUCCACUUGUUUACCAAAACAACCAAUUCUUUUCAAUGGUGAAACUCUUCAAACAAUUGUUUUAUGCCCCUAUGAUGAACAAAUUCUUCAACCAUUUGUUAGUAAUCAUAUUGUUGCUGAACAAAUCGAUUCAUUACUUGUUUGGUGUAAAUAUGCAUUUAUAAAACCUAAAAUAACUGAUAGUAAUUUUAAAAAUGAACGUGAUGAACAUGGUUGUCCUGUAAAAAUUCCAUUGAUAAAAAAAAAACAGCAUGAAGAUGAAUGUAUUUAUCGAUUUGUUUCUUGUCCAAAUGGUUGUCUUCUCAAUAAUCUUCGUCAAAAAGAUAUUUAUAAUCAUCUACAUAUAUGUUCAAAUCGACAAAUAUCUCAAUUAAAUUCAACAACAAAUAUAAAUAAUGAUCAAUUACAAAUACUUCAACAAGAAUUAUUAUUGAAAAUAACACAAAUUGAUAUUCUUGUAAAUACAUGUAAACAACUUACAAAUGCAGUUGCUACAAUACGAAAUGAAAUUGAUACGUUAAAAACUAAUCAAGAAGCUUUAUGUUCACGAAAUGAUUUCUUAUUAAGUGAACUAAUGAAAACUAAACAGACAUCACCUAUACCAACAACUAUAGAUGAACAAGAAUCCUUAAGAAAUCAUGAUAGUGAUGAUGAAAAUGAAUUAUCAACUGUUAUUUUACGCUGUAACGGAACGUUUACAGGACAUAGUGAUACGGUUUGGUGUUUAUAUGCAUUAGAUGACCUUCUUCUUAGUGGUUCUAGUGAUAAAACAGUUAAAGUUUGGAAUUUACGUGAAACUCCAUAUACAAACCUAGCAACAUUACAUGGUCAUGAAGAAGGUGUUUUAUCAUUAAAUAUUAAAGAACAAACAGUAUUUAGUGGUAGUGUUGAUAAAUCAAUAUUCGUAAAAAAAACAUAUUUCGGAUGUCUUAUAUCAUCUAGUCGAGUAUUUUUCUUUCAGGUUUGGAAUUUAAAUGAUUAUAAACGUACUACAUCAUUCGUUGCUCAUACGGAUCCUGUAUGUUCAUUAACACAAUAUGAUAAUCAUUUAUAUAGCUCUUCGAAUAAAUGUUUGAAAGUAUGGGAUAUACAAACAUUAGAAUUAAUAAAUGAAAUUCAAACUGAUAGUCGAAAUGGUUGGCUGAGAAUUUUAAUGCAAAAAGAUAAAUGUAUUUAUGCUGGAUGUCGACGUGUAAUUAAAGUAUUUGAUGCAAUGACACAUCAAAUAUCAUUUGAAUUUGAAUUACCAACAAAUGAUUCAAUCUAUAGUUUAGCUCAUUCAGAUGCAUUACUUUUUGCUGGUUCAUUAUCUGGUACUAUUUAUAUUUGGGAUAUUCGGGCUAAUCGUUGUUUAGAGACUACUUGUCAACAUGAAGCAACUGUUCAUGGCCUUUGCAUGCUUAGUGCUGAUAAUUUCAAUAAAUCGAAUUUAAUAAGUGCAUCAAGUGAUCAAACAAUUCGAGUAUGGUCGAUGGAUACAUUCGAUCAAGUACAAUAUGAUGAUCGACAUGAAGCUGAAGUAACAGCGUUACAUGCUAAUGCUCGGCAUAUUAUGUCAGGUGCUGCUGAUGCCAAAAUAAAAGUUUGGGAUUGUAUUUCAUCUUAUGAUCAUUUUGAAUAA
Messenger RNA from Rotaria sp. Silwood2, 4029 nucleotides. Lineage: Eukaryota; Metazoa; Rotifera; Eurotatoria; Philodinida; Philodinidae. The record is from the annotation of a GenBank genome assembly.